GCUGAAUGACAGCUUGUUGGACCGGUGAGAGAAGACAAUGGAACAUAGUUCCAACUAAACCUCGUCUCCCAAGUGACGGUAUAGCCCGCCCUCUGAUGCAUGCUUCGUGGACUGAUUCGGAAGAAUAGAGAGUUGUUGUCGUGAGCAACAAGUGGGUGCUCUGCGAACUAUUUAGUAGGCCUACUGUAUUGAGUACUAGCGGCCAUUCAUUACGCUGAGAAGAACGGGACUUUAUAUGAAGAUUAGAUGCUCAAGUGAUCUUCUGGACUUCUCUCUGCAGAUCAAUUAGUACAGAUAGGUGCGGUUUGUGUCCCGAUAACUUGUGUUAGACUGAACAGGGGAAUGCUUCGGAAAGAGGAAAGCACGCAUUAAACACCACAAAGUUCGAGUGUCCAGUGUCAUGAAACUAAAUCCACAGCAAGCUCCGGUAUAUGGUGAGUGUCUUCUGACGGUGCAGCUUGGUGAUGAAGAUAAUUUGGAGGAUGAGGAGGAUGUAGAGUUCUACCUGCUGUUUGCUGGCACCAACCAGAGGCACCUGACCAGCACCUUGAGGAUCAGCCAUGUCACCCUGCAGGCCGUGUGCCCAGCCCAUGACUGCUCUGAGUCGGUGCAGGUCACGCUGUGCUCGGCGCGGCCCGGCGGCUCCGUGGAUCCCGUGGCUGAGGAGCGCUUCCAGUUCGUCCAGGACCUGGCCUUUGACAUGGCCCAGUUCCUGGUGAGCGCUGCGGGGCAGGCCGACGGUCUGGAGGGGGCGCUGCUGCUGGACGAGUGCCAGAUCCCGCUGCAGGAGUGUGAGCGGCUGGACGACAGCCUCUCCCUGGCCCUUAGACACCUGGCCCUGCCCCAGGGGUGGAGCGUCCUGGGUACCAACAUGGGCACACCACCAGGUACCAACCUGGACAACAGCAUAGCUGAGCCCAGUCCACACGAGACCCUCCUGCACUUUGCAGCUCGGCGUGGGCUGCGGAAGGUGGCCUUGUUCCUGCUCCAGCAGCCAGGAGGUAGAGAGGCUCUCAGACUGCCCAACAAGCAGGGCUCUACACCAGUCAGCGUGGCAGAGAAGAGGGGCCACGACCAGCUACAGCAGCUCUUCACUGGGGUUGACACCUCGCCGGACACCCGGAUAAAGGCAGAGGAGAGGCAGUGUUACCCAGGAGGCCGAGCGCUGCAGCACCACCCUAGACUGAACACCUACACCCUGACGGUGGACACGGAGCCAGGGAAAACUCCGCCCAGCCUGCAGGGAGAGGUGGAGGAGCUACAGAAACUCAUCCGCUCACACAGAGACAACAAGGGAGAUCAUGUGUUCCAGCAGCAGUCACCAGACGAGCUAAACAGUACAGCAGGAUCCAGCGACAUCAGCAACACGUCAGCGCACAUAGCUUUACACCCCCAACACAGCCAUGCCCACCUCGCGGGAGGGGCGUGGCCUUGUCCGAACGGCCAGCCAGAGGAAGGGGAGGCGGGCCCUGCUCAGGCAGCAGUAACGGACUCUGUGAAGGCGUUAGAUAAAAGAAGUGAAGCUGCAGCACAGCGGCGGAAGAGGGAGGGUGAGACUCAAGCUUUCAGCACACCGUCCUGUGGAAACCAGCAGGAGGAAGCUGAUAGAGAGAGGACAGGCGUAAUCACUGCCAGGCAGAGCAGCAAGGCAGGGCGCCGUAAAAGGAACAAGGAAGAGAGAGAGAAGAGGAGAGCAGAGACUGAGACGGGCGAUAAGGCUGCUGCUUUUCCGACGACGGUUACGCCAGCCAUGGGCCACGCACAGUCCCAGGAACACCCGGAACACCCGGAAGCCAAGCAUUGGCCCCUGGAGACUGGGGAGAGGAGUACAGGCAACAGCAGUAGCAGCUGUGGGGACACGAGGGCUCAAAAGACUAUGGAAAGGCAGGGGGAGCCUAACAACAUCGAGGAGAUGGAUUGUAGAGCACCCUGGGCUCAGAUAGUGGCUGGGGCUCCUGUGGAGAACGGGCAGCACGGCAGACAUGGCGGCGAGCUGGAGGUGGAGUACGCGGAAGCCGCCUCUGAAUGUACUCUGCAGACAAUGACAGGAGCUGUGAGCCGCCAUCAGGCACAGGCUGCACAGUCACAAGACCCCGAACAAAGACAGGAAAUCACCACAGCGCUGACGAGUUAUUCUGAGGAGCAGGAUUUGGCCAAUAACAGGAGCCAGACCCGGGGGUCUGAGACUGAAAGAGGUGGUGAUUGUAGCGGUACACACGAGAGAAAGAGAGAGGCAGGAAACCCCGGCCAACAGACUAACUGUAGCACUGAGUCAGCCAACAGCCGAAGUGGAGAGACUGACACAAACAGCAUGAAGCAGAGCCCCAGUAUGACAGAGGGAGAAAGCGAGAGCAGCCGUUCACACGGACCCAGUAGCGUUACAGCACCAGAGCCCAGUGAGCAGGUCCUGGAUCAGACGGCGGAGGGCACAGUGGAGGUAGUGGUACCACCACCACAGCAUAACCAGAACGGUGCCCACAGCCAGGGCCACGAGGCUGGGCAGGAAUGGGAGGAACAGGCGUCCACCGACCCAGCCAGAAGGACAGCUGAGGUUGUAGAGAGGCCGAGCGUAGAGAAGUGGACCAUGGGGCCACAACACUCUGAUGAUGUCACAGACCUCACACCCUCUUGUGAGGAGGAGGAACUCGUCCAGUCGGAUAGUUGCUCCGCAGACAAACUGUCUGAAGAGGGGACAGUCACAGGAGAGGAGACCCCUGCAAAGAAGAAGGUGUCUGUACAGUGGGCAUCGUUAGAAGAGGCAGACUCUCUGCUGUGUAGGGAGGAGAUAGCAGCUACAGCUGUAGCAGUGGUGGCCAUAGCAGUAGCAGCUGCUGUAGCAAACAUAGAACAAGGCAACUCCAACUCAAUGCUGGAGGCAAGCCGUGUACCGGAGGCUGUUGACAGCCAGAGUGAGCAUCAGACUGGACCCAAAGACACUGCACCAAGGUCAGCGGUCACUGUGUCUGAGGCCACUGAGACCCUUACCUUGGACGGGGGUCCUAUUGUCUCACCUGGAGAGUUACAGGGGGAUGUGAUGGACAAGAACCCCUCAAAGGGAGAGGAUGAGCCUCAUCUUCUACAAGGAGAGGAGAGCAGUGACGUAUCCGAAGCCAGACCUGGGAAUGAGAAUGAAGUUGAGGCCAGACUAGCAGGCCUGAGUCUGACCCAGGGAGAGAGUGUAGAAGCCAGCAGAGAGUGUGGAGACUCCCACCCUCAGACAGACAUGUUGUUACAUGAUGAAAGGGCUGUGGACAGACACAGCGAUGAGGUCAUCACAUCCUCCUCCACUAUCUCCCCAGAGAGAUCCUCAGAGCUGACACAUCAGGAGGCUAUUCCAGAGAGAGCGGCCACACCUGCAGAUUUACAUACAGCCAGUGACUCUGACAGUGGUACGGGCCAGAGUCCAGAGCUGACUUCCCUCUCGGAGCUAGACAGUAAAACAGGCCCGGGUGAGGAGAAGCACAGCUUCUCAGUGGAAGUAGACAGUGGAUUGUCCUUGGGCCUGCAGUCCCCAGACACACUGGCCAGCCUGGAUGGAGUGAGUGAGAGAAUGCUGGAUACUAAAGUGGAGUGUUCUGAAGCUUUGAGACCACUUGACAAUUCUGUGAAAGACAAAGACACGGUCUGUCCAGCCCAGGGAGAAGAGAAGGGAAAGAAGGAAUCUCUCGAAUACACGGAAGACUCUACACUGAUCCACAGAGAGAAGGAGACAUUCUACCCUGUCCAGCCCUGCACUGAUCCUACAUUACAGGUGAAAACCACCAUAACAGAAUCCACAGAAAUCCCUGUGUCCCCGUGCUCUGAGAGCUCUGAGAGUGUUGGAGGCUCUUUGUCGACCACUGGUGCCCUGAGAGACUCAAUCAGUGAUGUGGACAGUCUGGGAGAGGACAGUGUCUUCAGAAAGGCUGUGGAUGGGCCAAGGGAUAGCACCAGCGGGGUGUCAGUGUCCUUCUCCUCCAUAGACGACGUGGCCAGUGUGGGUCCCCUCAGUGCCAGCUCUCAGGGCAGUGUAGGUCCCCUAAGUGUCUCCUCCCUGGGCAGCGUGGGCCCUCCUUGGGCCGGGGCGGGGGCGGUGGGAACUCGGACCAGCUGGAGCUCUGGAGACACCUGGCAGACGACAGGGAAGGGAGGAGAGGAGGAGGAGAGGAAAGACAAGCUGACAGAGGUGCCUGUAUGCUCUGCCGUUAUGCGCCCGUGUAUCCGUUCGCUCUCUCCGUUCCGCCGGCACAGCUGGGGCCCGGGGAAGAAUCCUGAAGGAGAAACGGAUGUGAACCAACGCAGUUCGUUGCGAAGUCAAGGGGAGGGGAAGCCUCGAAAGCCAACGUUUCAUAGGAGAAGUAUGAGCUGGUGUCCCUCCAACAUCCCCCCUCCUCACCCGGAACAGAUUGAUAGCAGAAGUUACAGUUUGGAGGGCCUGGCUGGAGAGGAGGAUGCUGGGAAGGCUUCCGCCAACGUGGGGAGCGCUGGACGUGUGACCCGCCUGGACAGUGAGGAGAGAGGCUCGCUUCUGUCCCUGACAGAGGAGCAGGAGUCAGACCUUGGCGACUACUGCAGCAGCCUCGACAGCCAGUUAUCAGGGAGAGUUAUGCCUGUGAGACGUCCCCUCAUACCUCACCAAGUGCUCACCAAGUCGGUGUCCAUGCUGGCCAUCAGUCACAGAGACCUGGACGGAUUGGGAUCCUACUCCAGCACCUCUGGAUCACUAGAGUACAGCAUCUCUGAGGAGGACCCGGGUCCCCUGCGGAGUUACACUGAGGGGAGACAAGGGACCAAGGUCAGCCGCACUUUCAGUUACCUCAAGAGCAAAAUGAGUACUAAGAAGAACAAGGAGAAAGACAAAGAUAAGGGUCAGGGUAAGGAGAAAGACACCAAGGAGAAGAAGACCCUGAACGGCCAUCUCUUCAGCUCUGUGAACCCAGCCCCCUCCACAACCUGCCACCAGUGCAACAAACCCAUCAACACUAAAGAAGCGUUCCUCUGUACCAACUGCAAUGCACAGGUCCAUAAGGGCUGCAGAGACAGUCUUCCUGUGUGUGUCCAGGUCAAAAUGAAGCAGCAGAAGCAGCAGACCGUGGUAGAUUCUGCAUCCGUGUCCGGAGUCAUGUUGAGAAGUAAAUCCACGUCGGCGGCGUCUCGGGAGCGUCCGUGGUCUGCCAUCUCGCCCCCUGACGACCAGGCCAUGGUCAUGGUGGCGCCGGUGGUGCCUCGCAGGAAUACCAGCAUCCUCUCCAGCAACCUGUCCAAGAGCAUCUCCAUCAGCAACAUCGCAGGGCCAUUGAUGGACGAGAUGCCUCUGAAGGGCCUGAAGUACCUCUCCCAGUCCACAGACUCACUACACAAGAUCUCCAAGGUCAACGAGUCCACUGAGUCUCUCACCGAUGAAGGGACUGAAAUGAUGGACAGCCAGCUGAUGGGGGAGUUUGAGGCGGAGUCUAAGGAUCUGGAGGCGGACUCCUGGACCUUCACUGUGGACAAGAAGUAUGUGAAGGGGCUCAAGAAGGAGGUGGUCAAGAGACAGGACGUUAUCUAUGAGCUGGUCCAGACAGAGAUGCACCACGUGCGAACGCUGAGGAUCAUGUCUGAGGUGUACAGUAAGGGCCUGCAGAAGGAGGUGCAGCUGGAUACCCAGGUGGUGGAGCGAGUGUUCCCCAUGCUGGACGAGCUCCUGGAACUACACACACACUUCUUCGCACACCUCCUGGAACUCAAGCGGAAAUCCUCCAUCGAGGGCCGGGACGACGGUAGCUUCCUCAUCCGCAAGAUAGGAGACGUGCUCGUCUCACAGUUCUCAGGUCCCAAUGCCGACCGCAUGAAGAAAGUCUAUGGGAAAUUCUGCAGCCGCCACAACGAGGCGGUCAACUUCUAUAAGGAGCUUCACACCAAAGACAAACGCUUCCAAGCCUUUAUCAAGAAAAAGAUGAGCAGCACAAUCGUCCGAAGACUAGGCAUCCCAGAGUGCAUCUUGUUAGUGACACAGCGAAUAACCAAGUACCCUGUGUUACUACAGAGGAUACUGCAGCACACAAAAGAGAACGAGGAGGACCAUGACGAUAUAACCCAGGCUCUGAGGCUGGUCAAGGAGAUUCUAAAUGCAGUGGACAGCAAGGUGAACGAACACGACAAGAAGAAACGGUUAAAAGAGGUGUAUAGUCGUACGGACAGUAAGUCCAUUCAGAGGAUGAAGAGCGGCCAGAUGUUUGCACGGGAGGACCUGGUGCGAGGCCGGCGGCUGCUGCAUGAUGGACCGCUGCAGCUCAAGAACUCUGCAGGCAGGCUAAAGGAUGUCCAGGCCAUGCUGCUGUCUGACGUGUUUGUGUUCCUCCAGGAGAAAGACCAGAAAUAUGUCUUUGCCUCACUGGACCAGCGGUCCACGGUGAUCUCCCUGCAGAAGCUGAUUGUGCGGGAGGUGGCUAAUGAGGAGAGGGGUCUCUUCCUGAUCACAGCGGGGAUAGAGAAGCCAGAGAUGGUGGAGGUAUUGGCCAGCACCAAGGAGGAACGCAACACCUGGAUGCAGCUCAUACAGGACGCCAUGCACUCCAUAGAGAAGGAUGACGAUGAGGGAAUCCCCAGUGAGACAGAGGAAGACAAGAGACUGCUGGAGACCAAAGCGCGGGAGAUGAGAGAGCUGCUGAGGAAGAAGGACGAGCAGAUCGUGUGUCUGUUGGAGGAGAAGGUGAAGGUGUUCAGGGACAUGUGUGAGGGAGGCAGCGGCUCGGCGGAGACCAGCCCAGCCCAGUCCAUCAGGGCCAAGAUGCUGUUCAGAGCCACCCCAGACUACGUCACCAAGGGAGAGCCCAUCAUGAAGGAUGCCCUGAGGGAAGUGGAGACUCUCCAUGUGCUGGUGAAUGGCAGUCUGGGCGGGGCCGUGGGGCAGCAGGUGUCCAGUACCCAGGAUGCAUCAGGGGGCAGUGUGGGGCCGGUGUGUCUGCCUCGUCGCGCUGAGACCUUCGGAGGCUUCGACAGCCACCAGAUGAACAUCUCCAAGAACGGAGAGAAAGAAGAGGGGGAGGACUCAUUAGACCUUCGGAGGACUGAGUCAGACAGUGUGUUGAAGAAGGGGGGCAACAACAACCUACUGCUGCUGCUCAAGAGGAACAGUGAGCAGGUCCUCCAUAGUGUCACACAUCUCCAUGAUCUCCUCAACACGCUGCAGGCAGUGGUGGUUCAGCAGGACACCUUCAUCGAGGACCAGCGUCAUGCUCUGGCUGAGCGGCCAGCCUCCCGCCACUCCUCCACCUCCUCCCUGUCCUCCUCCUCCUCGCGGCCCAACUCCCUGAUCGAGCAGGAGAAGCAGCGCAGUCUGGAGAAGCAGAGGCAGGAGGUGGCCAACCUGCAGCGCCAGCAGGCAGCCCACGCCGACGAGAGGAGAAGGAGGGAGAGGGAGUGGGAGGUGAGGGAGUCGGGGCUGAGCGACAGGGAGGCGCAGGUGAAAGAGCAGGACGAGGAGACGUUGAGGAGGCGCGGGCAGCUGGAGGAGGAGAGGCAGGAGCUGCAGAAGAGGAAGGAGGAGUACCAGAAGGAUCUGGAGAGGCUGAGGGACGCCCAGAGGAAGUUGGACAGAGACAGGGAGACGCUGCGGCGGGAGGCUGAGAUGGUGGAGCAGAUGAAAAAGGCUGAGGCAGAGCAGGCACACAGGACCCAGCGGACGCCCUCCUCCACCUCAGAGGAGUCCAUGAAGUUCCAGAGUUCCACCUCUCUGGAUAAAGAGCCUGGAGGAGGGGAGGCAGAGCUGCCCUCCUCCUCCGCCACCAAAGACCCCUUCCUCAGGAUGGGCUCCAAGAGGAAAGGGAAGAACCUGAACCCCUUCUCCUCUUCCUCCAACGCCAGCUCUAAGGCCCAGAGCAGCACAGAGGGCCAGAACCAAAUCCCCAACCGCCUGAUGCAGCUGGCCAAGACCAAGGACAAGAAGGAGAAGAAGAAGAAGAAGGGGAAGGGACAGCAAUCACAGCCAGAUCCCCAGAACACUGGGGUCACAGAGCUUCAGGCCGAUGGAGAGAUCUUCUUCUGCUGAUUUCUUGGUCCUCCACUAUCCCACAAUGCCCCACACUCACAGCAUCACAGUGACUGCAUCAGCUGACUGCCCAGACGCUGUACUAGCGUGGGAA
Salvelinus fontinalis (brook trout) is the source of this 8105-nucleotide messenger RNA. RefSeq names its product A-kinase anchor protein 13-like. Gene Ontology annotation, cellular component: ruffle membrane; actin cytoskeleton. The transcript is spliced from 38 exons. Gene Ontology annotation, molecular function: MAP kinase scaffold activity; guanyl-nucleotide exchange factor activity; microtubule binding. Lineage: Eukaryota; Metazoa; Chordata; Actinopteri; Salmoniformes; Salmonidae. Gene Ontology annotation, biological process: actin filament organization; adrenergic receptor signaling pathway; cell morphogenesis. The coding region runs from base 401 to 8011 and encodes 2536 amino acids. The record is from RefSeq and is a predicted model, not a curated record.